UGCUUACAUAUUCUCAAAAUCCUGAUAGGCAGAUACUGCACUGUGAUGCCAGUGUUGUGAUGUUGUAGAAAAGUGUGCACGGUUCGAUUUCUAAGCAUUAGGCUGUAAUGCCGGAUUUAUGCCAGCCUAUACCGUUUUUCUUGAAUCGAACUCAACGCUAUGGAAUGCUAUUGUAUGCUCCUGCUGCUCUAUCGUCUUGCUGCCCAACUGCCGUCGCUGCUGCAUGAGUUUGGUAAAGGCUGUCGGCAGCUGCUUUGUAACGAUGCGACAUGCCGCUGUCUUGGUGUGCUUGGGUAUCAUUGUUGUUAGUUUGCAGCACCAUGUCUCCGAAGGUCUCUCGAUUUUGAGCUGCAGCCUGUUGGUGCCUGUCGUGACUCACAGAGGCAAAAGAUGGCAGCCCAACAUGCCUCUGCCGCCCCAAUUGUGUCGUGGCGUGAGCUGCAUGUCCAGCCUUUGUUCAGCAGCACCUGUCGCAGCAGGUCUGAUAACCUUGACCGUGACAGCAAUGCCCUCGCUCCGCUGCACAGUCUGUGCCACUCUGCUCAACUUGUCAUGGUUCAUCCAAUCCACAUCUCCGAAUCUUGUAAUCUUAUCACCGGGCUUAAGGCCAGCCGUUGCAGCUGGUGAUGAUGCGACUACGCUGUUGACUUUGGCAAAGGGUGCUUCUAGUGCGACGCGUGAGGCUCGUGCUGUCUCUGCUGAUUGGACGGAUGAUGAAGUAGAUGCGACUGGUGCUGGUGCUGGUGCUGGUGCUGGGGAUGGAGCUGCGGCAGCAUUCUCCCAGUGCUCGUGCAUGGCCUUCUCGAUGCGUGCCAUCAAAUCUUUGUAGUCGUUCUUCAGAGGGAUGAUGCGGGCGCGGGUUGUGCGGAUUUGAGCAAUGUCGAGGUCGGGACGAGGGUAGCCGUCAAAGGUGACGAGCGAGGUGCUCAUGUUGACUCCAUGCUGUAGGUGCAGACGUCAGUCCACAUGCAUGAUUUGUGAUGGCAAGGCAAG
Aureobasidium subglaciale EXF-2481 is the source of this 993-nucleotide messenger RNA. RefSeq lists its product as uncharacterized. Lineage: Eukaryota; Fungi; Ascomycota; Dothideomycetes; Dothideales; Saccotheciaceae. Bases 119 to 829 code for a protein of 236 amino acids. The record is from RefSeq and is a predicted model, not a curated record. The transcript has a single exon.